AUGCCCCAGGUCGAGUCGGCCGCUGCCUCGGAGGGGCCGGCGCCGCCGCAGGACGCAUGGGUCGUUGAGUUCCGCCGUCUCCUCCCGCGGUGGGAGUCACUGCGCGAUUCCUCAAAGGUCAUUAUCCCGAUUUCAAUAUCUAGGGUCAACCAGUUUGAUGCUGCAAGGCUAGAUGUUGAGAUGUCUGCCAUGUUGAAAGAGCAGCUACUCAAGGUGUUCUCCUUGGUGAAGCCAGGACUCUUGUUCCAAUACGAGCCUGAACUUGAUGCUUUCCUUGAGUUCCUCAUCUGGAGGUUCUCAAUUUGGGUUGACAAGCCAACCCCAGGCAAUGCAUUGAUGAACCUGAGGUAUAGAGAUGAGCGGGCAGCACCCAUCACUGGAAAAGAAGUUAGAACAGGUUUGGAAGGACCUGGGCUCUCUGUUUAUCAAAAGAUCUUUUAUUGUAUUAGCUUUGUUGGUGGCCAAUAUAUAUGGUCACGACUACAGUCUUUUUCUGCUUUCCGUCGAUGGGGCGAUUCUGAACAGAGACCACUAGCACGUCGUGCUUGGGGCUUAGUGCAGAAUGCUGAAGUAUUGUAUAGGGCUGCUUCAUUCUUUAACCUAUUAUUGUUUCUUCAUGGUGGGAGGUACAAAACUAUUGUAGAAAGGAUUCUGAAAGCAAGAUUUGUUUAUGGGAGCCCCAACAUGAACAGAGCUGUUAGCUUUGAGUACAUGAAUCGGCAGCUGGUCUGGAAUGAGUUUUCGGAAAUGUUGCUUUUGCUUCUUCCUCUCCUAAACUCGUCAUCAGUAAAGAAGUUCCUUCUCCCCUUCUCCAAAGAUAAGUCAGCAGAUUCUUCUGGCAACGAAGCAGAUUGUCCUAUAUGUCGGUCCAGCCCUAGCAUUCCUUUUAUUGCUCUUCCAUGUCAACACAGGAUUGCUAGGGUUGGUGUUGGUUACACUAGCUUUGGAAACGACUAUUUGAUCAUUCAAAGAAAUUGUCAAAGCGUGAAAAAGAAUGCUGUUUAUAGUAUCUAA
Molecule: messenger RNA, 1014 nt
Organism: Miscanthus lutarioriparius
Lineage: Eukaryota; Viridiplantae; Streptophyta; Magnoliopsida; Poales; Poaceae
Source: the annotation of a GenBank genome assembly